Messenger RNA from Cylindrotheca closterium, 792 nucleotides. The record is from the annotation of a GenBank genome assembly. NCBI's taxonomy places the organism in Eukaryota, Bacillariophyta, Bacillariophyceae, Bacillariales, Bacillariaceae.
AUGUUCCGAUACACGACACUUACAAUUCUUCUGGUUUCCCAAGUCGCUUCUGGAUUCACCCUUCAACUUCCCGUCCCAUCUCGUGCCCCAGGCUUUCGAUUCCCUCUCACUUGGCCCCUCCAAAGCAUGGCUGAAAAGGUCUUGGAAGCUCCCAAAUGGCCAGCUGAAUGGCCUUAUUCCGAACAAGAUUUUUCUCGAAUGGAUGAAAGUAGCGAUGCCAUCUUUUACGACACUCCUCGCUUGUGCUAUCACAUUGAUGACGCUGCCGUCUCGGCAUUGACCAAGUUUUAUGAGGAAGCCUUGGAGGAAGGCGACGACGUACUUGACAUAUGUAGCAGCUGGGUCUCCCAUUAUCCCAAGGAAUUCAAGGGUGGAAACGUUGUUGGUUUGGGCAUGAAUGAUUACGAACUGAGUGAGAAUCCCCAAUUGUCGUCAUAUGUAGUCAAGGAUUUGAACGAAGACCCUGUCUUUCCAUUCGAGGAUGCUUCCUUUGACAAGGUGACCUGUGUGGUUUCGAUCGAUUAUUUGAAUAAGCCUUUGGAAGUCGUCAAGGAAAUUGGACGUGUUUUGAGACCGGGUGGCAAGUGCAUCCUUUCUAUGAGUAACCGAUGCUUUCCUACAAAGGCCUUCCAAAUCUGGCUACAAACCAAUGAUUUGGAACACAUCUUCAUCGCAGGAAGUUUCUUUCACUACUCUGGCAUGUUUGACCCACCAUCCUGCAAAGAUAUCUCUCCUAACCCAGGCAUGACUGAUCCUCUCUUCAUUGUCCAAGCAGCCAGAAAAGCAGACUAG